Molecule: messenger RNA, 1229 nt
Organism: Poecilia latipinna (sailfin molly)
Lineage: Eukaryota; Metazoa; Chordata; Actinopteri; Cyprinodontiformes; Poeciliidae
Gene: mapda
Product: N6-Methyl-AMP deaminase
Exons: 10
Coding region: 92-1153 (353 amino acids)
Biological process (GO): adenosine catabolic process; inosine biosynthetic process
Molecular function (GO): adenosine deaminase activity
Source: RefSeq, a predicted model, not a curated record
UGUUGCACGAGGUGCAUCGCGAAAACGUGCACUGAAAAUAUCGACAGGAAUAGUUGGAGACUGAGACACCGGCUGUGAUUUUACUGUGAGGAUGGACGAUAACGCUGAGUUUUAUAAGGAUCUACCGAAAGUGGAGCUUCAUGCUCACCUGAACGGAUCGGUGAGCGUCCAGACCAUGGAGAAGCUCAUCCGGCGGAAACCGCACCUCAACAUUGAACACAGCAUGACGGCCAUCGGAAAAGGCCAGCGGAGGACGCUGGACGAAUGUUUUGAGGUCUUCAAAGUAAUCCACAAACUGGUGGACACAGAGGAGGACAUCCUGAUGGUGGCGACAGAUGUUAUCAAAGAGUUUGCAGCUGAUAAUGUCAAAUAUCUUGAGCUCAGAAGCACACCGAGGGAAGAGAAUCACACUGGACUAACAAAAAAGAGUUACAUUGAGACAGUCAUUGAAGCCAUUCAGCAGUGUAAAAACGAGGGAGUGGACAUAGACGUCAGGUUUUUGGUGGCCAUCGAUCGCAGAAAUGGCGCAGAGGUUGCUAUGGAGACGGUGAAGCUGGCUGAAGAGUUCAUGUUGUCGUCUGGAGGUUUGGUGGUGGGAAUCGACCUCAGCGGAGACCCAACGGUGGGAGACGGCCGCUGUCUUCUUCCCGCUCUGCAGAGAGCCAGGAACUCCGGGCUGAAGCUGUCGCUGCACAUGUCGGAAGUUCCCUCCCAGCUGGAGGAGUCCGAGUUGCUGCUGAACCUUCCUCCUGACCGGAUCGGUCACGGAACCUUCCUGCAUCCGGAGAUGGGCGGUUCUCAGUCCCUCGUAGACCGAGCUGUGAAAGGCAGGAUUCCUCUGGAGAUUUGCUUGACGUCAAACGUCAAAGGACAAACGGUGCCGAGUUACUCCCAACACCACUUAAGAUACUGGUACCAGCUGGGUCACCCCUGUGUCAUUUGCACGGAUGAUAAGGGAGUCUUCUGUACGGACUUGUCUCAGGAGUAUCAGCUGGCUGCGUCCACCUUCGGUCUGCGUCCCGACGCGGUGUGGACGCUGUCGGAGCGCGCGGUGGACUGCAUCUUCGCAGGAGACGAAGUGAAGCAGCAGCUCAGACAGAAGUGGACUGAAUUAAAGCCUGGGUUGCUGCAGGGAGCCCAGCUGCAGGCUUAGAGAUUUUACACUGCAAAAACUAAAUUUUACCAAGUAUUUUUAGUUUAGUUUAAAGUGCAAACGUCUUGGUUAACUU